This is a messenger RNA of Aspergillus fijiensis CBS 313.89, 1820 nucleotides long. It is a transcript of the gene gpi16, whose product is annotated as GPI-anchor transamidase subunit GPI16. Gene Ontology annotation, cellular component: GPI-anchor transamidase complex. The transcript has 3 exons. The coding region runs from base 1 to 1791 and encodes 596 amino acids. The record is from RefSeq and is a predicted model, not a curated record. Lineage: Eukaryota; Fungi; Ascomycota; Eurotiomycetes; Eurotiales; Aspergillaceae. Gene Ontology annotation, biological process: attachment of GPI anchor to protein.
AUGACUGUCCUUUCGCUUCUCUCUCUACUCUUCCUGGCCGCGUUCUCCUCGCUCGCCUCCGCGGAGUCCGACUACCACGAGAGUCUCGUCCUCCAACCACUUCCGCAAUCCGCGCUGUUAGCUUCCUUCAACUUCCAGAGCAAUGACUCGCAGACCUCCUUCGAUGAGCGUCACUUCCGCUAUUUCCCCCGCGCGCUAGGCCAGAUCCUCCGCCACGCCAAUACCAAGGAGCUGCACCUCCGGUUCACAACGGGUCGAUGGGAUGCUGAGAGCUGGGGUCCUCGCCCGUGGAAUGGAACCAAGGAGGGGGGCACCGGUGUGGAGCUGUGGGCGUGGAUCGAUGCCGUGGAUGAUGAAUCGGCUUUCGCAAAAUGGAUCACCUUGGCCCAAUCACUCUCCGGGCUGUUCUGUGCCUCGUUGAACUUCAUCGACUCGACCAGAACGACGAGACCAGUCGCAUCUUUCGAACCCACAGGGACUCACGCGGCUUCGGACAAUCUGCAUCUUCUGCACGGAACACUUCCUGGCGAGGUGGUCUGCACCGAAAACUUGACGCCAUUUUUGAAGCUCCUUCCAUGUAAGGGCAAGGCGGGUGUGGCUAGCCUUCUGGACGGGCACAAGCUUUUUGAUGCUUCGUGGCAGAGCAUGUCCGUGGAUGUGCGUCCUAUCUGCACGCAGACCGGGGAAUGUGUUGUGCAGAUUGAUCAGUCGGUGGACAUUGUGCUCGAUAUCGACCGGUCCAAGCGUCCACGGGAUAACCCCAUCCCACGGCCCGUGCCUAACGAGCAGCUCGUGUGCGACACAUCCAAGCCUUAUCACUCAGACGACACCUGCUACCCGCUAGAGAGCACGUCCGAAAAGAGCUGGGGCUUGUCUGAGAUCUUCGGCCGCAGCAUUAGCGGAUCAUGCCCUCUCACCGAGGGUUCUACCGACGGAACGGUCUGCCUGCGAGUGCCACACGAACGAGAAGUCCGUGCGACUGAAGGCGCGGUGGAAGUGAAGAAGCCCGACGGGUACACCCGCUGCUUCACCCUGGAGUCUUCCACACCUUUUGACCUCAACAUCCCCGAGCAGGAGGCCACGACCCAAGCUCCACUUGAUGAGCCUGUGCUGCGCGCCGAGCGCACGAUCGUCGGACACGGCCAGGAACGCGGAGGGAUGCGGAUUAUCUUCGACAACCCUUCGGACACCCACCCUGUUGACUUUAUCUACUUCGAGACGCUGCCGUGGUUCCUCCGCCCCUACGUCCACACCCUCCAAGCCACCAUCACGGGCCGCGACGGGCUACGUCGCCAAGUGCCCGCCUCGCAAUUCAUCAAAGAAACCUUCUACCGCCCGGCCAUCGACCGCGAACGCGGGACCCAGCUCGAGCUGGCGCUCUCCGUGCCGGCCGCGUCGACGGUGACGCUUACCUACGAUUUCGAAAAGGCCAUCCUGCGGUACACGGAGUAUCCCCCGGACGCCAACCGCGGGUUCAACGUCGCUCCGGCGGUGAUCAAGCUGAGCCCGGCGGGCGGCGGCGGCGGCGCCAGCCACCCGAUCUACAUCCGCACGACGAGCCUGCUUCUUCCACUCCCCACUCCGGACUUCAGCAUGCCAUACAACGUGAUCAUCUUGACGAGCACGGUGAUCGCGUUGGCUUUCGGCAGUAUCUUUAAUCUGCUGGUGCGCCGUUUCGUGACGGCCGAAGAGGCCUCGGCCAUGCGAGCGCAGACCCUAAAGAGCAGGUUGGGUGGGAAGCUCGUUGCUCUCCGGGACCGAGUCAAGGGGAAGACGGCGAAGACGGAGUAGUUCAUGUAUUCAUAUAGCAUUUAGAUCAC